AUCGCAUUUGAAAAAAAGAACUUCUAUUUGACACGUCCCGCUUGCCCGCCUCACACACGCCGCCCGUUCGUUUCUAACAACACAAAGCAACAACUCCAAAAAGAAUAAUGCCCGGCAUCGUAUUAGAAGAACCUUUUUCGAUUGCCCGAUUCCAUAACGUCAUUGACUCGAGCGAUGCCAGCAAACAAUUUACGAUUGGCUUGAAUCCUUUAGAGCACUCGAUCGUGGCCGAUCCUAAUGAAGAAUCAAUUACCGACGAUUCCGAUCUCGUUCUUGUGGCUGUCCAGGGUGAAGGCAUUAAGCUCUACAGUACUGCCGAUCAAAAGUGUAUCAAAUCAUGGACGACACCUCCUGGUCUGGUUCUAGGCGGAUCGGCCAUUCACCGUGUCAGUGAAUCAACUGAUUAUACGUUUGCGCUAGUGACCUCGGGAAAAGAUAUUCCAAAGAAAGAACAUAACCGGAUAGUAUGGAUGUGGAAGAAUGGCACGGAUAAUCGAGUUGCUAAAACAUUGGAUGAACGUAUACAUUCUAUGCAUGUUUCGCCCGCGCUUCCAUCAGGUGUUAUAUUUGUAAACCAGAAUGGCUCAAUUGCACUGAUGAAUAACGAUUUGGAUCGCACUCUGGCAAAGACUACGUCGCCUAUAAGUGGCACGGUCGUUUGGUCCACUGUUUUUGUUACCACCAAUCCACACGUUCGCCCUUGCUGCGUAUCCAACUCGCUUGUGCCUGUGAACUCGACGAUUAUUCUAACUAUAAACGCACAUGACAAUUCAUCCGACCGCUAUGCCAUUUAUUUACACUAUUAUAACGAAGAGCGACGAAGCGUUGUCCCGCUUGUCAAAGCUGAAAUUGCUCUCAAGGAAAAGCCUGUAGCUUUCACAUUCGAUCCUACUGAUGGCAGAAUUACAACUCUCGGUGUUGGAGGCAAGUGGACUGUAUGGCGCUUAAAGAUUAAGCAAGAAACUGGUCGUAAGCUCGUUGGUCGCCUUGAUACACAACUGUCGACACAACUCCAAGGCUAUCAGUUGCAUAGCGAAAAGCUGGGUAACGUAGCAGCUAUUGCCCCGUUGUCCGAGGGUUAUGUUGCUAUGGUUGCUCCUCGACUUAAAGACAAUACGGCUGAACAUGUUGUCAGUAUUUGGGAUGUCAAGUAUGGUACUCUGCAGGCAGAGCGUAUACUCAACUUAGCAGAGAAAAACGCAUGCGGCAAAGACAAGUGCAUCUACAAGAUCUCUGUGCUAUCCAACUCACAUUUGGCCAUCACGAUUUCUUCGCUCGUCUCUACCACCGCAAAAGACACAAAAAAGACUCGAUCUGUCACCGAUGCCAAGUCUACCGUUGUAUUAUGUCCAUUCUACAGUGAACCCAUAUCGUUGAUGGCAGCAAUGGGAAAAAUGAAGUCGACUGCACGAUUCCUUGGUAUUGAUGACGACUCAAAGCCAGAAAGCAUUGGCGUCACACGAAGCGAUAUGGAUGCUCUCAGUUUCCAACCUCCAAGGCAUGCGGAUAAAGACGACGAUGAUGCACUCUAUGAUCGUUGGGCUCACUCGUUGGAGCAUGUCCAAAAGAAAGAAAACAAGUCUCUGUCCUUAUUGUUAAACCCAACGAUCGAUGUCGAGAACUUCUCCAAGACUUUCUUCUCUCGGGUGUCAAAGAAGGAAAUCAAAAGACCAUCUUCAACCAUUGAAAAAUCGUCUAGCGCUUAUCGAGAGGCAAUGGCUCAAAUGGAAUCCAAAGGCAAACAUGGACAGAUUGAAUUGUCGCACCGAUUUGUUUCCUGUGUUGUUCGGAAAUGUUUUGUGUGCCCGAAUUUCUGGCCCUUACAUGUGAUUUUGUACCUUCUCCAAAUUCGACAUAUCCGUAGCAGUGAUAUUGAAGGAGGCAUUAUUCCAGUUUUGUUGGAGCGAAAUGAAUGGGCAUUGGUACCUAUCGUACUUGAAAGCGUUCCAGAUAUUCCAGAAACAGAUCUUGUUGUACUACUUAAGGCAUUGCUAGCAAAUCCAGACAGCCUUCCAGUAUCGACGCGCGAAGAUCUUUUCAAGCACAUCAUUGAUUCGCCACACAACGAGAUCUUCAUGCAACAGGCAUUGAAACGCUUGACAGCCUCGGAAAUACCUGCAGCGGUGAACAUGAUUAUAUGGCGUUUGGAAAAUGUUCAAUUAUUUGAAUCUUCUGACACUUUCAUUAAUGUACUUGAAUUUACGAAUGGCCUUCUCGAUAGCCAUUAUCCUGUCAUCAUCAUGGAACCUACGCUGUAUGAAGCAGUCAACAGAAUACAAGAAUUGACAUUAGAACAUACAGACACAGCCGAUCAAGUCGACCGGUUACGAGGUAUGCUGGGUCCAUUUGAACGCAAGCAACGACAACAACUUGCACAAGCGGCAAAGGAACUGGCAAUGCAGCAACUGCAGAAGCAACAGCAUAAGAACAGUAGCAAUAAGCAACGUGGCGGCGCUGCUGCUCUCCAACAGGAUGAGCAGGGUAUACCAGUCUAUAGAGUGGAAAUAUUCAAUUUUUAAACAAAGAAUUUUACUGCAUCUUCCCAUCAUCAUCCAUCCUUUUCUCUUGUCUUGUAUAAUAAAUUGAUUUGUUUUUCUCAUAGAGCAAAGCAUGACCACUGUCACGCACG
Molecule: messenger RNA, 2629 nt
Organism: Zychaea mexicana
Lineage: Eukaryota; Fungi; Mucoromycota; Mucoromycetes; Mucorales; Lichtheimiaceae
Exons: 10
Coding region: 108-2519 (803 amino acids)
Biological process (GO): maturation of SSU-rRNA
Cellular component (GO): nucleolus
Molecular function (GO): RNA binding
Source: RefSeq, a predicted model, not a curated record